This is a messenger RNA of Phragmites australis (common reed), 521 nucleotides long. RefSeq lists its product as uncharacterized. NCBI's taxonomy places the organism in Eukaryota, Viridiplantae, Streptophyta, Magnoliopsida, Poales, Poaceae. The record is from RefSeq and is a predicted model, not a curated record. The coding region runs from base 92 to 373 and encodes 93 amino acids. The transcript has a single exon.
CGCGCCGCUUCCUAUUCCGUCCAUACACAGACCAAGAAGAAAAGGCGAGAAGAGUUCGGUGAUUUCGUGUGAGAGCAAGCAAGCGCAAGCGAUGAGCCUGAGGUACAUGAGCCGUGUGGGCGCGCGGGCGGCGCAGGCCGUGCGGGAGAGCAGUAGCACAGCGAGGUCGGUCAAGGACAAGGCGCAGUCAGCUUCGUCGUCGUCCUCCUCCUCGAUGGCGAGGAGCAGGGCGCCGGCGGCCGGGUCGGUGGACUCGAGCAGGGUGAGCGCUGUGGCGGCGGCGAGGAGGAAGGCGGAGGAGGAGAAGCGGAAGCGGGCGGAGCAGGCGCUCCGCACAGUCAUGUUCCUCUCCGUCUGGGGCCCUAACACCUAGAAUUAACAUGUGCGCGCGAUGUAAUAGUUGGUUUGAAGAUGUCUUGCAUGCUUAGUCUUGUGCAAGUUUGUGUUUGGAGGUCAAGAGAAGAUGUAAAAAUGUGUAUGAUCUAUAUAUAUGAACAUAAGGAUACUGAUGAUUCUUGGUA